UACUAACAACACCAACUAACACCAUUGCCUCCCAGGCCUUGUCCGCUUCCUUCAUCUUCUGACAAGAGCAUCCGAAGCUACCUCCAAAGCCUGAGCAGCAGCACGUACGGUGAAGACUUUAGUAGCCAUAUCUCCUCUCCCGAAUGGCCAUCUUCGUUCGUUAUAUUGUCCAGGCUGUCAGUGGAGUCGGUAUUUGUAUAUCUCAGCAUGAUGUAUACGAGCAUUUCGGUGAUGAAUUAAUGUACUCAUCACGGUGGCUACCUCAGUUUUAUCCAUGCAACACCUGAGCCCAGUGAGUGUUUAUUGUGCAGCAAAAAUCUGCAUCGACUGCACGAUAUAAGAAAAGAGGACACCCACCUUCGUGAUGGAAAUUAUUAGCACAUGCAGGGCAAGGCCGACCACAAGGCAGCAGUUUUUGCACAUUUAUGCAUACUAUUUACGGUUCCUUGCCACAGCACCCUGCACGUUCAUCAUUCACAUUUCCAGAUUUCGCCUGAAACCUGGAAAUGCGAAGCAAGGAUAAAGCCUAACAGGGCCGACCUUGCGCCGGGCACGUACAGACAUAAGCUUCUAUAUCUGCCUGUGCCAGCGCACGUUACUUUUUGCUGUGCGCCAAUUGACAGGUUGAGGGUGAAUGAGUUUACAAAUUAUGUCUUCUGUUUGUUGUUUUCUAUUCAAGGGGCUCGGAAUUGUCGCCACACUUCAGAGCGAGGCAUUUGCCUGAUCACGAUGUGGUUGGAACACAAUAGCGAUGGCCUACUGGCAGCUCGAUUAUUUGGCAAAGUCACAUGGUGUUCUAUCGACAAUAGAGCAUCAAUUCACCCAGUUGAGCGCUGAGUGUGGGGACACAAGGUCUACAAGGCCGGUCAUAAACCACACAACGUCUUGAAUGCUUCGGAAAUCCAUGCAAGUUUGCACCUAACGCAAGAUCUUGUGUCUUCUUUUAUGGCCAGGUGUAUCAUGUAAGGAUUGACCAGUAUAUGUGAACUUUGGGCACGUAUUCACUCAGAGUCUUAUAUGGCAGUAGAUCGAAAUUCAAUCAAUCGA
Messenger RNA from Suillus paluster, 1047 nucleotides. RefSeq lists its product as uncharacterized. NCBI's taxonomy places the organism in Eukaryota, Fungi, Basidiomycota, Agaricomycetes, Boletales, Suillaceae. The transcript is spliced from 3 exons. The coding region runs from base 382 to 837 and encodes 151 amino acids. The record is from RefSeq and is a predicted model, not a curated record.